GUCAAAACAUGAAUACUCUCACUGACAAAGAUGUUGCCAUGUCGCUUCUUGAGGAUUUAACGUCCAAUGUGAAGCAAAUACAAGAUGAAGUAUUAGAAGAGAUACUAAGAUGUGAUGCAAACACUGAGUACCUUCAAAGUUUUCUCCAUGGGAGUGCUGAUAAAGAGCUGUUCAAGAAGAAUGUACCGGUAGGGACCUAUGAAGAUUUCAAGCCUUACAUCGAGCGUGUCGUCAACGGAGAGCCAUCUGGUCUCGUUUCCGGCAGGCCUCUUACUGGAUUCGUGCUAUCGUCUGGAACGUCAAGCGGGAAACAGAAGUUAAUACCUAUGAACGACAAAUACUUGGAGAACACAAAAUUAUUAACUGAUUUUCGGUCCAUCGUAUUAUCCAAGCAUGUCGAUGGUCACAACCAAGGAAAAUCGCUGAAGCUCCUCUUCACCGGGCCAUCCUCCAUGACUCUAUCUGGUUUGCCAGCUUCUUACGCUAGUACAUUUUUCUUUAAAAGCGAUUAUUUUAAGAACCCACCAUCAUUUUGGGACACUUCGUUCACAACUCCCGGUGAAGUUAUAUAUUGUCCCGACACGAAGCAGAGUUUAUACUGUCAACUUCUUUGUGGUCUUGUCAUGAGAGAUGAAGUUACUGGAAUCGGUGCUGUGUUCGCUUCUAUCUUUGUCCAAGGAAUGAUUUUCCUUGAAAAAACUUGGAAAGACAUGUGCAGUAACAUACGGUCAGGUCAGCUCAGUGACUGGAUCACCGACCUCGGAUGCAGAGAAUCUGUUUCUAAGAUACUUGGAGGACCUAAUCCUCAAUUGGCAGACCAAAUCCAAGACAUAUGCAGCCAAAAAUCAUGGAAAGGUAUAAUCCCACAGCUUUGGCCUAACACCAAAUUUGUCGAGGGUGUUAUUACAGGACAGAUGGCUCAAUAUGUUCCAGCGUUGGAGUUUUACGUCGAUGAUCAGUUGCCUCUAUAUUCCCCAGCGUAUUCCUCUUCUGAAUCUCCGUUCGCGGUAAAUAUGAAUCCUCUAUGCAAACCACAAGAUAUAUCCUACACAUUUAUUCCCAACAUGUCAUACUUCGAGUUUCUACCGAUUGAUGAGGGAAAUGAUGACGCAAUUGUGGAUCUUGUGGACGUCAAGUUAGGUAGCUACUACGAACUCGUAGUCACCACUUAUUCAGGUUUACACAGGUGUAAAGUGGGUGAUGUUCUCCAGGUGACUGGGUUUUAUAAUAGCGCACCACAGUUUAAAUUCGUACGCAGACAAAAUGUGGUCAUAAGUGUAUAUUUGGAGGCCACAACUGAAGAAGAGCUUUUAAAAGCAGUGAAACGUGCUACAGAAGUCAUUGAAUCUUCAAAUAUAAUGCUGAGGGAUUUCACAUGCUAUCCUCAUAUCGCUGACACUCCAGGUCACUAUGUUCUUUAUUGGGAACUCAAAGGCAACAACUAUGAUGGCAUCAGUGAGCUUGAUCCUGAUAUGAUGGUGGAAUGCUGCUCGGUAAUCGAAGAAUCACUCAAUGCUCUUUACAGGAAAUUUAGGAGCAAGGAGAAAACUAUUGGAGCGUUGGAGAUAAGGGUUGUUCAACCAGGAACGUUUGACUCUCUCAUGGAAUAUUUCAUUGCUCAAGGUGCUACUUUGACUCAAUACAAGACACCGAGAUGCAUAAAAUCUCCCGAGGCCUUACAAGUUCUUGAAAGCAAGGUUGUUUCUCGUUUUUCGGGCGAGAAAUUACCUCAUGUGGACUCUGUUCUGUGUUAACGGAUGAUCAACUUCUAUAUUUUCAUAAUAAUCACUUUGUUGCACAUCGUUUAUAAUAAAAUCUGCCGAAAAAUGUGGAUAUGUUGUAUUAAUCUU
Molecule: messenger RNA, 1850 nt
Organism: Brassica oleracea var. oleracea
Lineage: Eukaryota; Viridiplantae; Streptophyta; Magnoliopsida; Brassicales; Brassicaceae
Product: 4-substituted benzoates-glutamate ligase GH3.12-like
Exons: 4
Coding region: 9-1754 (581 amino acids)
Cellular component (GO): cytoplasm
Molecular function (GO): acid-amino acid ligase activity
Source: RefSeq, a predicted model, not a curated record